Molecule: messenger RNA, 714 nt
Organism: Symbiodinium pilosum
Lineage: Eukaryota; Dinophyceae; Suessiales; Symbiodiniaceae
Source: the annotation of a GenBank genome assembly
AUGGUCGAAGUGCUUCGCCACCGCUAUGCGGCCUUGCUGAAGGAGCUUUCGACGCGGGUGAUUCUCUACCAGACUUGGUCUGGUCCUUGGCCCGAGCGGAACGAGGUGGAGGAGUUGAACCGAACAGCUGAGGAGUAUUCGGCUGCGUUGCUGUCUGAAGGGGUAUCUGUGGUUCUCGCCAGGGUGGGACAUGCCUUUCUUCAAGUCCGAGCUGCAUCGGCUGAGAACGACCGCCUCUAUCCAGCUUUGUGGAAGGAUGACAUGGGCCAUGGAUCUGCGAUGGCAGGUGUCCUGGCUGCCGCAGUGAUAGUUCGAGUCCUAGGCUUGGAUGGAGAUCGGCCAUUGGGAAGGAUCCUCGAAGCAAUGCUACCAGCGGCAUGGCGAACAGCAAGUCCUGGCUUUGCAGGCCUUGCCGAGUUCGGCCAAAAGGGCUGGCGAGACGAGAGUAAAGGCACUACGGCGGAAGUCAUGCAUCUGCUGCGAGACACGGAGGACGACCUGCCACUCAGCAAAUACCCUCCCGGCAUGCGAACAGAGAAGCGGGACUUGGGUUUUCAUUUCGGUGACAUCCUCGCACGAUCGGCUCUCAAGGCUGCGGAUACAUGCGAAGUUGAUGUCCCGACUGCCCUUACAGGAGGAGCAGGCUACGCAGCACAGCCGGCGGCCGCUGCGCCUUCAGAUUCCACCAGCAAGCCGAGGAGGUGGAAGCGCUGA